Molecule: messenger RNA, 3346 nt
Organism: Sinocyclocheilus anshuiensis
Lineage: Eukaryota; Metazoa; Chordata; Actinopteri; Cypriniformes; Cyprinidae
Product: double C2-like domain-containing protein beta
Exons: 11
Coding region: 282-1646 (454 amino acids)
Biological process (GO): spontaneous neurotransmitter secretion; regulation of calcium ion-dependent exocytosis; exocytosis
Cellular component (GO): synapse; membrane
Source: RefSeq, a predicted model, not a curated record
ACGGCAAAACUGUUAGUUGAUGUAAGUUUAAUUGUCGUUAUUUAGUCGACUAGUUUACUUCGACUACACCUGUUCUCGUGAACGCGAAGGUGUGUGAGGCUUUUCCCUGAAAUGUCACUUGAGGGCUUCCGUACGAAUCAACGGAUACCACUUGACGGUGUUCGCGUGAAAUUUGUUGUGAAAAGCUUGUUUCAGAAGUUCACACAUAUGUAACCAAUUCUUGCACAUUUAGCUUGUUUUCUCGAGCUCUAAAUGGCUCCCCUGAACUACAGUUAGUUAAUAUGCGGAAAAUAAUAGAGAUUAAAGAUGAAAUUGGCGGGAAUUGUCACCUGAGUGAGUUCUUUCCAGUGGUCCUGAUGAGCGUUUCCAAACCACCUCCGCCCCAUUCCCAUUUCCCUCCCAGUAACCCUUCCUCCCAUCUCCCCCUGCCUCCAUCCUCCUCUACCUCCCCCUCUCCCUCCACCCCUCCCUCCGCUGCGGGUCUCCCCAGCCCCGCUGUGCCUCCUCCUCCCUCCCCAGUCAAGAUCUCCAUGCAGGAGCACUUUGCCAUCAAUGUGUGCCCUGGCCCCAUCCUCCCCAUCCCACAGAUCUCUGACUUUUUCCCUCGUUUCCACGACUUCCCCAUCACCCCCCUUCCACCCCGGGAGAAACAGGUUCUAAAGGACAAAGACAAGGACGGAGACGGGAAUGGAGAGAAAGACCGUAAGAGGGAGAGAGAGCAAGGGGAGAAUGGAGAGUUUGCCGACUCGGAUGACGAUGACACCUACCUGGGAACUCUGGAGUUCAGCCUGCUAUUUGACCAAGAAAAUAACUGCUUGCACUGCACCGUCCACAAGGCUAAAGGGUUGAAGGCCAUGGACUCCAAUGGACUGGCGGAUCCAUAUGUAAAACUCCACCUCCUGCCUGGAGCAAGCAAGGCAAAUAAAUUACGCACUAAGACUUUAAAGAACACGCUGAAUCCAGUGUGGAACGAAACGCUCAUCUAUCACGGCAUCACGGCUGCUGACAUGACCACCAAAACCCUCAGGCUGUGUGUGUGUGAUAUGGAUCGUUUAGGACGGAAUGAGUUCAUAGGUGAAGUCAGGGUGGCCCUCAAGAAACUGAAGGAGGGAGAGAGCAAGAAAUACUACAUGGGCCUUGAGAGAAUUGCACAGACCCGGGAGGGUAACAGCCAGGCAGUGGAUCCUGGGGCUCCUGUUGCAGAAGAAGAGCGUGGUCGUAUCCUGGUCUCUCUGAUGUACAUCACAGAGAAGAGUUCUCUGAUUGUGGGAAUUAUUCGCUGUGCUCACCUCGCCGCCAUGGAUUCGAAUGGGUACUCAGACCCCUUUGUCAAAAUUGUUUUGCAGCCUAACAUGGGGAAAAAGUCCAAAUACAAAACCUCAGUAAAGAAGAAGACACUAAACCCAGAGUUUAACGAGGAGUUUACCUAUGAUGUCCCGCAUGAUCAGCUGGCCAAGAAAACCCUGGAAAUCUCAGUCUGGGACUACGACCUGGGCAUGAGCAAUGACUUCAUAGGUGGCGUUGAAUUGGGGAUUAACGCAAAAGGAGAGAGACUGAAACACUGGUUUGAGUUUCUAAAAUACAAAGGAAAGAAAGUGGAGUACUGGCACACACUGACACAGCAAGGAGCCCCUAGCAGUGACUAACACACAAGCACAUUCUUUUGUGAUGAGAAAGAAGCAAGUGUGUGUUCACAAGCCCAGAUUGUGACGCACAAAGAAUCGACCCCUUUUUCUGGUCUGCACGUCACUAAUGUGAAAUUGUACUGUGUUGUGACUAUGCCACAGGAGCUCAUGCCAUAUUAUAGUGUUAUUGUUUAUUACAUGUUAAACGUGUAAUAGCAUCCUGGUGUUUGUUACAGUUGGUGGUGCCGUAAUUUUGCACACUGUCAAAGCACAACACAUCCAGCUGAUUGUAAAUGUCUAUGUGUACCUAUGUAUUUACCUUUUGUGAUUUGUUACGAAUGAAAGUUUACAGUCUCUUCCAGCCCGACAAAAACAUGACAAAGUACAAAGGACGGCACAUGAAGGAACUCUAAAGCAAUGAAAAUAAUUGUCUAUGGAUUUAAACGUUCACUCAAGAACUGCCGCCUGUCACUUUGAGCAGAACCAAACGACAGUCACCUCAACGCGAAUGUGUGCGUGUGUGUGUGUGUGUGAAUGUCCCUGUCUGUGUUUUGUCUUUGUAUGUGUCUUUGUUAAAUGUUUGUAUAGUCUACAAAAAAAAAAUGUGCUGAUGCACAUUGACAGACUUUUUCGCUUUCUCUCCGGCACCCUCUACUGGUUUAGAGGUCUAACCGCCAGUACAGAGGGUGAAUCGCCUCUGGCAGGCCUCAUGCACAACUGCACGCCCCAUUAGGGGUUAAAUUAGCAAUCAAACGAAGCCUUUGAAGGACAAACUACCUGUCAAGGACAACUUUGGACAACACAAAAUCUGGGUUGAUUUGCUUUGUCGUCCUGACAGUUAGCUCUGUGAAAAGAUGCACAUUUCUUGCCAUGCGUGGGGAUUUUGGCUAUAAUCGUAUCCGUGUGAUAGCAUUUAUUAGCUAUUUAUAACAUUCAAAUCAUCAACUUUUCAUCUAGUCUUGACAUUUUAGGCAUUUAAUUGCACAAAAACUUAUUGUUAACCUCGUCCUUUCAUGGCCCUCAUCCAUCAUUCCAAACUUGGAGUUCUGUUCUGUUUUUUUUGGGGGGGUGCGGUACAUUUGAAUUAUCAAAUGAAUGGCCUACAUGGUGUAUAAUUAUCAAAUGUUAUUCUAAGCAGCUGCAUGCCAAGUGAAUGUCACAUAUGCUUUGAUGGACCACCGAUCUGCAGUGCUUAUGUUUGUCGUAAUAUCCAUAAAUGGGUCCAUCUAAGGGUAUUUGAUUUUGCUCAGUGAACUGGGACAAUCCAGGCUACCUUUGAUGAAACAGCAUGGCAUUCAGAUAAUGGACUGGCACCACCUGCCAGCCAAACUCAAGUCUCGCUCACGUGUCCUCGUUGAUUGUCUGUGUGGAACAUGUGAUGUGACUGCCAUCGUGCGUCCGUCUCUGUAACUGCGUCUCCGAAAUAAUUUGGUGCAACGGUGGCUGUUGGAAAUGGGAGCGAGUUUUGUGCAUUCAAUUCUUAUAAAGGUCUUUCAUUCAUGCAACAGAUUUCUUGUCAUGUAAUGGAAAAUAAAUAACGAAUGCAUGAUGUAAAGUACAUCUUUAAUGACCGAGAUUCUGCAUGCAUUCUAAUUCUAUGCAUAACAUGAUAUUGUUACAUAAAUGCAUUUGUUUGUGAUGAAUGAAUGUAGAACAGAACGUUUCAUUUUUUUUUUUUUGUGGCGAAACACUGUUGUGAUGUCUUUUUUUUUAUCUCUCUU